Molecule: messenger RNA, 2893 nt
Organism: Scleropages formosus (Asian bonytongue)
Lineage: Eukaryota; Metazoa; Chordata; Actinopteri; Osteoglossiformes; Osteoglossidae
Gene: ptger4a
Product: prostaglandin E receptor 4 (subtype EP4) a
Exons: 2
Coding region: 921-2120 (399 amino acids)
Biological process (GO): inflammatory response; negative regulation of inflammatory response; positive regulation of cytosolic calcium ion concentration
Cellular component (GO): plasma membrane
Molecular function (GO): prostaglandin E receptor activity
Source: RefSeq, a predicted model, not a curated record
CUUUGUGUUUUCUCUGGCGUCCACACAGUUACUAAAAUAUUUAAUAUUCUAAUUGUUAUAGUCUUCCGGUAACCAAGAUAUAAUCUUUACUUUUCUGGUUCUGCCUCAUAAUUUAGAGAUGUUUCAAUGUGUAAGACACUACUUACUUAGAGGGAUGACAGGACAAUUAAAAUAAUUACAAGACAUACACUAAGUCCCAGGCACAAUAAAAUGCUUGAAAUAUCAAACAUCAAGCACAAACAGGAAUAUUAGAGUUCUAAGAGAAAAGCAUUUUUCUCUUGUUGUUAUUUCAUGGCUUUGCAAACAUACAAAAAAGGAGAUUAAAAUUUCAUCCCUUGACACUGCUGGGUAUUAUACUGGAGACAAAGAGGAACGGUACCUUUUCCACAGGUACAACACCAAGUCAUUUCGGCUGCACUACCUGGUCCUUCUGAGACUGUCUAUUGUGGCCUUCCAGACCUUACUGGGAUAAUAACAGGUCCACCAGAGCGUUGCGCAGAGGAAGAUGCAGGAAGCCGUCUAUCCUCAUUUCGUGGAAGAGAGCCAAGGAAAGGCAGGUCCAAUACCAGUGCUUAUCCAACAUGAAGGGGUGGAGCAGCAACUUCAGCUUGGAGAGACAACUUCUGCGGUGCCUUCCAAUGUGCCGAGAGCAGUGGACAAAAAGCGGAGGAGAAGAGGGAAAUACAAACUGAGUCGACUUACCGCAAGAGGACAGAGGAGGACCGAGACGGGUGACAGGUGACAGGGGACACGGGACAUUGUUCAUUUGCUGUAAACGGAGUGAACUGUUUUUUACCAAAGUUCACACACUGCCUGCCUAUAUUAAACCCGGUGAUCCAGACAACUCGGAGACAUGUAGGUCCGAAGCGUUUCCGAAGCAGCGGGGAAACAUCUGUAUAUUAUUUCCAAAGCCAUUUAAGAUGUCGAACAGCACCGGAGCUGGACACAGAACGAAAGAGCCAACCAUCCCGUGCAUCAUGUUCAUAUUAGGAGUGGUUGGCAACAUGAUUGCCAUUGUGGUGCUUUGCAAGUCGAGGAAGGAGCAGAAGGAGACCACGUUUUACACCCUGGUCUGCGGACUGGCCAUAACGGACCUCCUGGGCACGCUGCUCGCGAGCCCUGUCACCAUAGCCACGUACAUGAAAGGGUCGUGGCCGGGGGGCGACCCCCUGUGCCAGUACUUCGGGAUCAUCCUGCUCUUCUUCUCCCUGGCCGGACUCGGCAUCAUCUGCGCCAUGUCCGUGGAGAGGUACCUGGCCAUCAACCACGCGUACUUCUACAACCACUACGUGGACCAGAAGCUCGCGGGCUUCACGCUGCUCACCAUUUACGUGGCGAGCGUGUCCUUCUGCGCGCUGCCCGUCAUGGGCCUGGGGCAGGUGAAGAAGCAGCAUCCGCAGACCUGGUGCUUCAUCGACUGGCGGACCAACGUGAGCACGCACGCCGCCUUCUCCUACAUGUACGCGGGGCUCAGCUCGUUCCUCAUCGCGGCCACGGUGGCGUGCAACGCGCUGGUCGGCGGCGCGCUCCUCGGCAUGCACGCGCGCUCCGUGCGUCGGAUGUCGCUCGGGAAGGACCGCGCGGAGGGCGCGAGCCCCCGCGGGAGACGCAGCUUCAGGCGCAUCGCCGCCGCCGAGAUUCAGAUGGUCAUCGUGCUCGUUGCCACGUCCGCGGUGGUGCUCGUCUGCUCGAUCCCCCUCGUGGUGCAGGUGUUUGUCAACCAGCUGUACCGCCCCCAGGUAGAGGAGAGGCUAGAGAAGAACCCUGACCUGCAGGCCAUCCGCAUAGCCUCGCUCAACCCCAUCCUGGACCCCUGGAUCUACAUCCUGCUGCGGAAGACUGUGCUCCUCCGGGUCACGGAGAAGAUCAAGUGGCUGUUCUGCAAGAUCGGCCGGCGUCGUCAGCGGCAGCGCACGUGGGAGGACCCUCUGUCCACAUCCGGCCAGCGCCUGUCAUCCAUUACAUCCAGAAGCUUCCCCUUGCUGGCAUCUGACAGAGGGGGGAAAGAGGUUGACAGCACCUCCCAGGUGUCUCUUUAUCAGCCCGAGAGCAGCCCCAGUUCCCCCAGCAGUUUUACCACAGGCCAGGUGGGAUCUGCUUUCCCCGUGUUUCAGCUGUGAACCGAAGCAAUGGCCACGGACACCAUGGACACCGAUGUCAUGUCCCCAGCACUUUAUACAACAUAUCCGGGUCCUUUAACCUUUAACUAAACUGCUGGGUCCCCAUGUUAUCAAAUAACCCCAGAGCAUUUGAAACUAAAGACACAUCCCUGCUGUGAGUGCAGCAUCUUUACGUACAAGGACAAUGUCCCACAUUCCUUCAGCUUCUCAGGGAUGUGUGCAUGCAGCUGGCUGCCAGGCAGAAGGUCUGGAUCUUGAGAGGAAUGCAACAUUCAGGACUCUGCAACUCAUAUGUGCAAACUUCUUAGACUGUCACACGUAACUGUCACACUUGCAUGUAUGUAGCUUGAAAUCCAUGUAAAAUGUUGACAAGAAUGACUUCCUGGCAGCUCAUGAAUGGUGCAGUCCUUCAGGGUGACACAACCUGAACAUUAAUGGGCUCCUUAUACAUAUUUAAGUGGCUGUGAUCUGCAUUGAAUUGAUUCGUUGAUACCUCCGUGACUGCUGUGCGUAAAAAAGUUUCUUUGGAGCUCUGAAAAAUAGGAUCAAGCCUAUGAAUCACUACUUCUGCCUAGUGUACAUUUCAAGCAUAUUUUAGUGGAAUAGCAGGCAAUAAAACAGUAAAUCCUUUAUUAUGUUCUAAUAUGAAAACGUCGAAGACUUUAUUUGUGUUUGUGUUUGUGUGUGUGGUGAGUGCUUGUGUACAUAUGUACAACAGAAGAUUGUGAAUGUACCUGCCAGGAUGCAAUACAAUAUAUUAAUAUAUUUCGUAU